Messenger RNA from Chanos chanos (milkfish), 1920 nucleotides. It is a transcript of the gene rbm47, whose product is annotated as RNA binding motif protein 47. The record is from RefSeq and is a predicted model, not a curated record. Gene Ontology annotation, molecular function: RNA binding. The coding region runs from base 102 to 1916 and encodes 604 amino acids. Lineage: Eukaryota; Metazoa; Chordata; Actinopteri; Gonorynchiformes; Chanidae. The transcript has 6 exons.
UUUGUGUGUGUGUGUGAAAUCAAACGGGUGACCAGGUUAAUCGGACACACACGCUCGCAGCACGAAACAGGCCCUAUAUUUGAUUGGACGCUUGUAUCAUAAUGACAGCAGAAGACUCUGCCUCUGCCGUCGCCAUGAGUAACCCCAGUCCCUCCUCCAAUUCUAAGUCUGCCCCCGCGCACUCCCUUCACCACAGCCCUUCCAAAGUCCCAGAGGGUGUGGCUGGGGCUCCAAACGAAGCAGCACUAUUGGCUCUGAUGGAACGGACAGGCUACGGAAUGGUGCAAGAAAACGGGCAGCGAAAAUAUGGCCCGCCCCCUGGCUGGCAAGGCCCGCCCCCUCCGCGCGGAUGCGAGAUCUUCGUAGGGAAAAUCCCGCGGGACGUCUACGAGGAUGAGCUGGUGCCGGUUUUCGAGACGGUCGGCCGGAUCUACGAGAUGCGAUUGAUGAUGGACUUUGACGGCAAGAACCGCGGCUACGCCUUCGUCAUGUACACACAGAAACACGAGGCCAAACGUGCCGUACGGGAGCUCAAUAACUACGAGGUUCGACCAGGGAGGCUGCUGGGAGUCUGCGGAAGCGUGGACAACUGUCGCCUCUUCAUCGGAGGGAUCCCCAAAACCAAGAAACGAGAGGAGAUCCUCGAGGAGGUUUCCAAGGUCACCGAAGGCGUCCUGGACGUGAUCGUGUACGCAAGCGCUGCUGAUAAGAUGAAGAAUCGUGGCUUUGCCUUUGUAGAGUAUGAAUCCCAUAGAGCUGCUGCCAUGGCAAGACGGAAACUCAUGCCUGGGCGCAUACAGCUGUGGGGUCACCAGAUCGCAGUGGACUGGGCAGAACCUGAGAUCGACGUUGAUGAAGACAUCAUGGAAACGGUGAAGAUCCUCUACGUGAGGAAUCUGAUGAUGGAGACCAGCGAGGAGACCUUGCGCCAGACUUUCAGCCAGUUCAAUCCUGGCUGCGUCGAACGAGUUAAAAAGAUCCGAGACUAUGCCUUCGUCCACUUCAUCAGCCGAGACGACGCCGUAGUGGCCAUGGAGAACCUUAACGGUACGGAGAUCGAAGGCUCCUGCAUCGAGGUGACCCUGGCUAAACCGGUCGAUAAAGAGCAAUACACAAGAUACCAGAAAGCCGCCAAAGGCUCUGCUGCUGCUGCUGCGCCAAGCGACAGCACACAACAAAGCUACGUCUAUCAGUGUGACCCAUAUACACUGACCUAUUACGGAUACCCCUACAACACACUCAUCGGACCUAACCGGGAUUACUUUGUGAAAGCAGGUUCUGUAAGAGGGCGUGGUCGUGCAGGGGCUGGUAAUAGGGGCCUGGGGCCACGGGGCUCUUACCUGGGUGGUUACUCUGCUGGCAGAGGCAUUUACAGCAGGUACCAUGAAGGCAAGACCAAACUACCGGAAAAACCCUACGAGCUAAUGCCUAGCCUGGAACUGGCAGCAGUCAAUCCAGUUGGCAUCAAACCAGGCACAAUGGCCUUACCAACUCUGGGUGCACAGUAUCCAGUGUUUUCAGCACCACCUCCAACUGCUAAGCUGAUGGAGGAGGGGAAGAUGCCCUCGGUGGAGCAUCUGAUAAACCCAAUCGCGCUACAACACGAACACACCGCUGCUCCUGCCACUGCUGCAGUUAUUCCUGCUGUUUCAACACCUCCACCCUUCCAGGGUCGUCCUAUCACUCCUGUGUACGCCAUGGCGCAUAACGUGCAGCGUAUCCCCGCGGCCGCCAGUCUCUAUGGCACUGGAUACGUGCCCAUUGCUGCUCACGCCAACACGGCCGCAUUGGCGGCGCUGCAGAAGAACGCAGCCGUGGCCGCGGCGGCCUACGGGGGCUACGCCGGCUACGUCCCCCAAGCUUUCCCCGCCGCCACUUUCCAGGUGCCUAUUCACGACGUCUACCAGACCUACUGACCCG